Molecule: messenger RNA, 199 nt
Organism: Racocetra persica
Lineage: Eukaryota; Fungi; Glomeromycota; Glomeromycetes; Diversisporales; Gigasporaceae
Source: the annotation of a GenBank genome assembly
AUGAAUGUUGAACAUAGCGCCAAUUUUAAUGUAUUCACAGAAUUUAUGGAGCCAGAUAUUCAACAAAGUGAUGAGCAAAUUCUGAAUCAAGAGAUUGAAUAUGAUACUGUCAACUUAACUAAUGCUAAUGCAAAACCAAACUCUCAUUCAUCACUUCCUGUAACCACAAAAUCAAAAAAAAAUCAAGAUAAAUUUCGAU